CUUCCCCGACUGUAGGAGCAGCAGCCAGGAGGAGGAGGAGGAGGGCAGCAGCUGGCCUUCCCUCUCUCUUCCUGCCCGGGUUGCUGCCCCUGCUGCCCGCAGGAAGGGCCGGGAGAGCGCGCUGCUUCAAGUAAGCCAGGUGCAGCUUAGCAAUAUCGGGAAGGUCACACAUUCCCUGCUCUUGCUCUAGCCAGGUGUUUGAAGCAGCCAGUGGAACAGAUGGACUUAUGAAGAAGCACUCUUAAACUGAUGGACAGGAAAUUCUGGGAAGUAAGAAAGUCCAGCCUACUCAGCUUUGGAGGCAUCCCUGUAAACAUUAAAGCAGUUUGAUAACCAUGGAAAAAUACAGUGUGCUAAAGAUACUUGGAGAAGGAUCAUAUGGGAGAGUUCUUUUGGUCCAUCAUAGAAACAGAGGUCAGAAAUAUGCAAUGAAAGAAAUAAGACUUCCAAAGUCUAUCCAUGAUGCAGAGAAGUCCUGGAAUGAAUCCAUUCUUUUAGCUAAAAUGAAACAUCCAAAUAUUGUCACAUUUACUGAAUCAUUUGAAGAUGAUGGACAUCUGUAUAUUGUGAUGGAAUACUGUGAUGAUGGAGAUCUGAUGCAAAAGAUUAAACUUCAGAAGGGAAAGUUGUUUCUGGAAGAUACAAUACUAGAUUGGUUUACACAGAUGUGCCUCGGUGUAAAAUACAUUCAUGACAAACGUGUAUUGCACAGAGACAUCAAAUCCAAGAACGUAUUUCUCACACAACAUGGAAAAGUAAAAUUGGGAGACUUUGGAUCAGCGCUUCUUCUCACUAGCCCAAUGGCGUAUGCUUGUUCCUACAUGGGAACUCCUUAUUACGUGCCUCCAGAAAUAUGGGAGAACAUGCCCUACAACAAUAAAAGUGAUAUAUGGUCUCUGGGUUGCAUUUUAUAUGAACUAUGCACUCUUAAACAUCCAUUCCAGUCCAAUAGCUGGAAGAAUCUUAUACUUAAGAUAUGUAAAGGAUAUUACAGUCCACUUCCAUCACAUUAUACGUAUGAACUUCAGUAUUUGAUAAAGCAAAUGUUCAGGAAAGAUCCCAAGAACCGUCCGUCUGCUAGCACAAUUCUUGCCGGAAAUUGUUUGGCAAAGCGUAUGAUACGUUUUUCUUCAGAAGAGGAGGAAGGAAAAUACAUCAGGAAUGAGAGUAGCUAUCCAGAAGCACUAGCUGUUUCCAAGAGUUCCUGUGAAGUGGGAUCAGUGAAAACAGCUGUGGAUAAAAAAGGAGCUGAUUUACGAAAGCCACAGAGACGACAGUGGGAAACAGGAAGAUCCACUACACUGAUGAACAUCUUGGAAAAUGCACCUUUACUUUCUUCUAGUAUUACAACCAAGGAAGAAACAAGCAAUUCUGACUCUGAUGAUUGCAAGAUCCGCAGGUCGGCAGUUCGAAGCCCAAGUUCUGUCCCAUCACUUCAGUGGGAAGGUGGCUGUGAGAGAAAAUAUGAUGAAAACAUUGUGCGUAAGCAGUGGUCUAAGGAACCUCCUGAAACUUUGCUGAACAUUCUCCACAAUGCUGAUAUUAGUUUAGCUUUUAAAACAUACACAAUCUACAAAGCAGCUUCAGAUGACCUACUGAAAGGACCACUUACUGAAGACACAGAAGCAUCUGAUGAGCCAGAUGGGGACAUAAUUAUGGAGGAUACAGAGAGACUUGAACCUAGAUCAGAUGAUGAAGACACGGAUUUUGAAGCAGAAGAUGAUCCAGACUGGGUUGCUGAACUGAAAAGGAUGACCAAAAUGAAAUGACUGAAUAACUGAACAAUUGAACUUUUUUAAAAAAAGUACUGUUGGUUAAUCUGUAGUUGAUG
Messenger RNA from Sceloporus undulatus (fence lizard), 1831 nucleotides. RefSeq names its product NIMA related kinase 3 (gene NEK3). Gene Ontology annotation, biological process: protein phosphorylation. The transcript has 16 exons. Gene Ontology annotation, molecular function: protein kinase activity; ATP binding. NCBI's taxonomy places the organism in Eukaryota, Metazoa, Chordata, Lepidosauria, Squamata, Phrynosomatidae. Bases 336 to 1769 code for a protein of 477 amino acids. The record is from RefSeq and is a predicted model, not a curated record.